AUGACUAGAGGCAUGUUCUGGUGGUUGAAGAGCUCGAAAAGUCUUGAGGAGAUCAGGAUCAAAGACACCCUGCUGCAAAUGGGCCACUACGUGUGUGAGGUCUUUUAUCACCCAGCCCACCCAGCGGUUCAUUCACGCAUUCGCUGUCUGCGGGACCAAGAUGAAGAAGACAAUGUCAUCGAUACCUAUAAAGACUCAAGACAGUUCUUUCAGGUGCAUGUGGGUUACACCAUGAUGAGUGUUGAGGGGCUGGGACUGGGCAUUUUAAUUGCUAGGGAUGAAGGUGGCAGAAAAUCAAUAACUGUCAGAGGACCUGGGACCUCAGAGGAAGUGAUGCUGCAGCUGGGUGAAAUGCUUUCUUUCAAUGUGCCAUCGUGUUUUAUGGGACCACGUGUUGUCUCGCAAACAAGGACAGGUGAAGGUGUAGCCAAGCUCUCAUGGGUAUCAGACAAGCAGCACCCGGAGGUGGAACUCCUCAAGCUAGCAGGUCAGAAAAAUGCCCAAGGGGUCCCAAGAAUUAUUGGCCACAGCACCAUCACCAGCAUCGCUGACAUGGGCUGCGACAUGGCUUUCGACGAUAAGCACCAUGACUUCAAAAGCACACGCCCCAAUAAGGGGUCGCAGGUAUCCAAACAAUCGCAUUCCAUCAAUCAACCAUCAAGGGACACCCAGGAAGAGAAUGAACCAACUUUCUCCAUUCAGUCAGCGCACAAGCUGAGCCUCUUCACCAGGAAUGGUGAAGAACUCCAUGACAAUUGUGUCCUCUGGUGUCUGAUAAUCUCACCCGCUGGCCGGGCAAUCUAUAACUACAGGUCAUCCUUGGAGCUUCUCACAGCGCUUCAUGAUGCAAUAAAGGUGCAUCGAUCUCUUUACCUGGAUGGGAACAUCCUUCAUCAGGAUAUUUCAGAAAACGAUAUAACAAUAACCGAUCCUCAAAUGGCGGAAGAUCUUGCCAAGGAAGUCAGCAGUGAGCGCAGCAGCGCACAGCACCAGACCGGCACCAUGGAGUUCAUAGCUAUUGAGGUGCUGCUUCAUAUCCACAUGAUGAGUCGUUCUUCUACGUCCUUACCUGGCAGUGUGCCGGUCAACGGUUGGGAAAAGUUACAGCAAUUGCGCAGAAGUUAUAUCAGCUACAUGGCUGGAACUGGUGGAUUUGAAACGCAUCCUAACAACGAAUUUUCUCCACCGAACAACAGUUUGCUGAGAAAGUGGUUCACUGAUUCCUGCAGGGAUACUGCAAGAUUUAAGCGAAGCGACAUGGGUGCGGAUGGAUUUGAGGGUAUUUUUCACCUGAGUUCCCCCAAAUAUCUGAGUUUUGCCAAAACUCUUUGCAGAGCUAUACGAGACAUUCUUUUGCCGUAUGGGGACAGAGGAAUUAUCGUUGGCACCCCGCAAGACCAAAAACGCUUAUUCAAUCCUAUUAUCCAGGCGUACGACGACGCGAUAUCUCUGAUUGGGAUGUCAAAUGAUUUGAUAACAGAGGGAGUCGGUGCCAUUUUUAUUUUUGUUGUUGAAGUUUGCACGUUUGCGAUGGAAUACAUCAUUUUGCAACUGGCAUGA
Molecule: messenger RNA, 1560 nt
Organism: Paracoccidioides lutzii Pb01
Exons: 5
Coding region: 1-1560 (519 amino acids)
Source: RefSeq, a predicted model, not a curated record